AUGGGAGGGAGGACGGGGGGGGAGGGGGAGAACGGGGGAAAGGGAGGGGGGAGGGGAGAGAAAAGUGGGGCGGGGGGAAAAGGACGGGGAAGAGGGAACGAAGCGGGGGAGGAGAGGGGGGGAAGAGACGGAGGGGGGGGGAACGGGGAAGACGGAGGGGGGGAGGAGGGGUGGAAGCAUCGGGAGGGGAAGACGGGGAAGAAGGGAAGGGAUGGACGAGAAGGUGAGAAGGCGAAUGGGGGGGGAAACGGUUGGGGAGAAAUGGGAGGGGAAGACCGGCGGGAAGGAGCGAGAGGGGGUGGGGAGAAGGGGGGAGGAGAAAGGAGGAGAGGGCGGGGGCCGGGGGAGGGGGGGAGGGAAGGAUGGGGAAAGAAGGGGAGGAAUAAAGGCAUCCAACAAAAAAAACAUCAUCGCAGUGCUAGCUGUGCCACUAGAGAUCCUGGUUCGAAUCCAGGCUCUGCUGUAGCCGGCCGCAACCGGGAGACCAAUGGGGCGGCGCACAAUUGGCCCAGCGUCGUCCAGGGUAGGGGAGGGAAUGGCUGGCAGGGAGGUAGCUCAGUUGGUAGAGCAUGGCGUUUGCAACGCCAGGGUUGUGGGUUCGAUUCCCAUGGGGGGCCAGUAUGAAAAAAGAAAAAAAAGAAUAAUGUAAGUCGCUCUGGAUAAGAGCGUCUGCUAAAUGACGUAAAUGUAAAGAAGAACAUUCUCAGGACAGCAACCAUUUCCCUCCUGGACCAACAUGAUUGUACAACAUGGGGGAUGUAACACGUGUUUUUAUCUCCUCAGGACCUGGGUGAGCACGGCAUCGCCCCCAGACAGAUCAUCACUACGGCUGACUUUGCCUCAGGCAGGAAGGAUCUGAUCGGGGACAAGGCCAGAGCCAUCACCUCUCUUUCAGCCCCUAUCCCCGGGGACACUGUCCUGGAAGACCUGGUGGCUCCGGCUAGGUAACUGAACAGACUUGAUGUGGUCACUCUGGGGCCCCGUAUGUAUCAAGUGUCUUAACGGUAGGAGUGAUUUUCUAGAAUCAGGUCGUCUCUGUCCAUGGUAAUGAUUCAUUAUGAUCUCAAUUGGCCUAACUGAUCCUAGAUCUUUGACACAGCCCCUGGUGUUCAACUAGCUAAAUGUAGUUGCGGUUUGCCUCAUAUUGCUGCUAGGCUGACUGACCUUGUUUACACCUGGCAGGUCCUCCAUGGGGGUGGAGCUACUGAGGAGGAUGGGCUGGAAGGAUGGCCAGGGGGUUGGGCCGAGGGUGAAGAGGAGACUGUGCAAGCAGGAAGCAGGUGGGUUGCACUUGCCACCGACUUUUCAAAGCAGUUAAUGUUGUAGGCUAAUACGUGUUAUAGACUGUACAGACGGACUCUACUCUCUCACAAAGGAGGAUUUUACUUGUGAAUAAAAUCAUUCUAAAAUGGUUCUUUCUCUAUUCCAGAUCCUGCAACAAGGGUGUUCGGCUCUGCCUUGCCUCCCAACGGUUCAUCAGAAUCACGGGUAGCCAUUCCUCAGAAUAUUCAUAUUGUCUCGCAUCUGCUCUUAAAACUAGAAUCCAGCUCUACAUUAAGAACGUUUAAUGUUAUGUGGAUGGCUGUAUAAAACAUAUCUUCAUGAGAGGGCCAUGAACAGAACCUGCUAAUGCCCUAUUCUGUUAGAAAGCUCGUAUUUAUUUGAUUAAUUAUUUAUCUAUGAUUUGUAUGGACUUUUUGCACUAGUAUGCGCUGCUAUAGUAAAUAGUAUGAAAACACUACAUCCUAGAUUUUCAUUUUCAAAUGUAAUUUGCUAUGAACAACCUAUUCGUGAAAAAAUGGGGGAACACGGCUUGCAUUUUUUGGUUAAUGAUCUACGUCACAAUCAACUUUACAACUGACAUGCUAGAAGAAUAAUCAUAUUAUAAUAAUAAUAUAUGCCAGGUGGCCCUGGGAAUCAAACCGACAACCCUGGCGGUGCAAGCACCAUGCACAACCAACCAACUGAGCCAUACAGGACCACCACUAUAAGAAGAUAUAACAAGCUAGAACAUGCUAGAAGGUUUCAGAUGCAUUAUUAAUGUUGUAACUGUCUAUAUAACUAGCGGUCAGGGAAAAGCCGACUGAUUUCCCGGUGCACUGCUUUAAUUCGUUGCUGUCUCUUCCCCUGUGAACGUAACACAGAGUUGGCUGGCCACUCUACGGAUUCAUCAGUCUCAGCUUUAAUCUAAUAUAAAGUUUUGUCCCUCAGUGAUUUCCCAUGUUUUUUUACCUUUCCAUUCGAUAUGAAUGGACGUGUGUUGUAGAACAAAGGGAACUACUUCCUAUCGCUGCAGUAGACUCUCAGCUUAGCAGCGAUAUUAACAGUCCGAUCAGCAAAUUAGUGUUAAGGCGGGACCCCCCCGAGCCUCCAAUGGCUGUGGAUAUGUCACCCGAGGCCAGCUGAAUUGAAGCAGGGAAGCCGGGGGGCUGUCAGCCAGAACAAUCACGAAGCGAAUUGGCCUUACAGAAUUUUAUUAAUAAGCUAAUUACCUUGAUAUACCUUGAUAAAACAAUCAAAUUAUAACGAAUGUCCCCUAAAUAGGCGACUUAACAUUUACCCCCUACCCAUCAUUGCAAAGAUAAAUGUGAUUGAUUGAUCCAUUCCCUACUGUUAAACCGCAGGACGAGGAGGAUGAUGAUGAGUUCGUCCCUGAGAAUGUGACCUUCGCUCCUAAAGACGUGACCCCUAUAGACUUCACCCCUAAAGUGGACCUCCAUGGUCUGGGGUACCGGGGUCUGAACCCCCUGGCGGCCCUCAGGGGAGGUCCCGGGGCGGGAAACAUCAACCUGUUCACCAUGGACUCAGACAGGACCACCAACCUGUUUGGAGAGGACAAGAAGGGACAGAGACGCAGGGGAGGAGUGGCAGGACAGGUAGGCAUACGGGUGUCUCUCAUUGUUUGUUUAGUAGUUCAGGUCUGUGACUUGUAAUCUGCUUGUAAUAGUAUGGAAAACACUUGACUGGUGGUCAGGCAUCUAAUAGUAGGGAAAACACCGGUCUGACUGUGUCAGCUCUAAUAGUAGGGGAAACCCUUGUUGAUGUUGUCAGCUCUAAUAGUAGGGAGGAAAAACACUGGCUGACUGUUGUUCAGCUCUAAUAGUAGGGGAAAACCCACUGGUCGGACUGUUGUCAGCUCUAAUAGUAGGAGGAACACACUGUAAUGACUGUUGUCAGAUUAAUAGUAGGGAAAACAAAUGUCUGACUGUUUGUCAGCUCUACUAGUAGGGAAAACACGUCGGACUGUUGUCACUCUAAGAGUAGGGAAACACUGUCUGACUGUUGUCAGCUCUCAAUAGUAGGGAAAACAACUGUCUGACUGUUGUCUCAGCUCUAAUAGUAGGGAACACUGUCAUGAUGUUGUGUCGCUCUAAUAGUAGGGAAAACAGUCUAAUUGUCAACUCGACUAGUUGGGAAAAACACUGUCUGACUUGUGUCAGCUCUAGAGUAGGGAAAAAACACUGUCUGACUGUUUGUCAGCUACAUGUAGGGAAACACUGUACUGACUUUGUCAGCUCUAAUAGUAGGGAAAACACGUCUGACUGUUGUCAACUCUAAUGUAGGGAAAACACUGUGACUGUUUCCAGCUCUAAUAGUAGGGAAAAACACCUGUCUGAUGUUGUCAGCUCUAAUAGUAGAGGAAAACACUUGUUCUGACUGUUGUCAGCUCUUUAAAUAGUAGGGAAACACUGUCUGACUGUUGUAGCUCUAAUAGUAGGGAGGAAGGAAAAACACUGUCUGACUGUUGUCAGCUAUAUAUAGGGAAAACACUGUCGGACUGUUGGCAGCUCUAAUAGUAGGGAAGGAAAACACUGUCUGACUGUUGUCUGACUCUAUAGGUAGGAGAAAAAACACAUGUCUGACUGUUGUCGCUCUAAUGUAGGAAAACACUGUAUGACGGUUGUCAGCUACUAAUAGUAGGGGAAAACACUUGUCUGAUGUUGUCAGCUUAAAGUAGGGAAAACACUGUCUCUGGACUGUUGUAAGCUCUAAUAGUAGGGAAAAACACUGUCUGCUGUUGUCAGCUCUAAUAGUAGGGAAAAACACGUCUGGAUGUUUGUCAGCUCUAAUAGUAGGGGAAACACUGUCUGGACUGUUGUCGCUCUAAAGUAGGGAAAACCAACUGUCUGGCUGUUGUUCAGCUCUAAUAGUAGGGAAAACACUGUCGGUGUUGUCAGCCUAAAUGUAGGAAAACACUGUCUUGGCGGUUGUCAGCUUAAUAGUAGGGAAAACACUGUCUGGCGUGUCAGCUCUAAUAGUAGGGAAAACACUGUCUGCUGUCAGCUCUAAUAGUAGGGAAAAACACUGUUGACUGUUGUCAGCUCUAAUAGUAGGGAAAAUAAUUGUCUGACUGUUGCAACUCUAAUAGUAGGAAACACUGUCUGAUGGGUGUCAAACUCUAAUAGUAGGAAACCUGUCUUGAAUGUUGUGUCAGCUCGAAUAGUAGAGGAAAAACACGGUCUGGACUGUUGUCAGCUCUACUAGUAGGGAAAAACACUGUCUGGAGUUGUCAGCUCAAUAGUAGGGGAAACCACUGGCUGAUGUUGUCAGCACUAAUACUAGGGAAAACACUGUUGACUGUGUCGCUUAAUAGUAGGGAAACACUGUCUGAUGUUGUAGCUCUAAUAAUAGGGGAAGGAAGAAAAACACGGUCUGACUGUGUUGUCAGCUCUAAUCGUAGGGAACAACACUGUCGGUGUGUCAACUCUAAUUAGUAGGGAAAACACUGUCUGAUGUUGUGUCAGCUCUAUAGUGAGGGUGGAAAAACACUGUUGACUGUCUGUGUCAGCUUCGAAUAGUAGGGAAAACACGCUGACUGUUUGUAAAUUAAUAGUAGGGAAAACCACUGUCUGACUGUUGUCAGCUCUAUAGUAGGAAAACACUGUCUGGGACUGUUGUCAGCUCUAAUAGUAGGAAAACAUGUAUGACUGUUGUCAGCUCUAAUAGUAGGGAAAAACACUGUCGGGACUGGUGUCAGCUCUAAUAGUAAGGAAAACACGUCUGACUGUUGUCAGCCUUAUAGUAGGAAAAACACUGGUCGACUGUUGUCAGCUCUACUAGUAGGGAAAGACUGCGAGUUGUAGUCUAAUAGUGAGGAAAACACUGUGACGUUGUCAGCUCUCAAUAGUAGGGAAACAACUGUCUGACUGUUGUCAGCUCAUGUAGGGAACACACUGGUGACUGGUUGUUCAACUCUAAUAGUAGGGAAAACACUGUCUGACUGUUGUCAGCUCUAAUAGUAGGGAAAACAUGUUGUGACGGUUGUCAGCUCAAUAGAGGGAAACAUUGUCUGACUGUUGUCAGCUCUAAUAGUAGGGAAAACACUGUCUGAUGUUGUCAGCUCAAUAGUGAGGGAAGAAAACACGGUCUGACUGUUGUCUGCUCUAUAGAGGGAAAACCACUGUCUGACUGUGUCAGCUCUAAUAGUAGGAAAAAACUGUCUGACUGUUGUCAGCUCUAAUAGUAGGGAAAAAACAGGUCUACUGUUCAGCUUAAGAGUAGGGAAAACACUGUCUGAUGUUGUCAGCUCUAUAGUAGGGAAAAACACUGUCUGACUGGUUGUCAGGCUCUAAAAUAGUAGGAGAAAACACUGUUCUGACUGUUGUCAGCUCUAAUAGUAGGGAAAACAAUGUCUGACGUUGUCAGCAGCUCUAAUAGUAGGGAAAACAGUCUGGAUGUGUCAGCUAUAAUAGUAGGGAAAAACACUGUUUGGCUGUUGUCAGCUCUAAUAGUAGGGAAAACACUGUCUGGCUGCUUGUAGCUCUAAUAGUAGGGAAAAAACACUGUCUGGCUGUUGUCAGCCUCAAUAGUUAGGGAAAACAAUGUAUGGACUGUCAGCUCAAUAGUAGGGAAAACACUGUGACUGUUUUGUCAAGCUCUAAUAGUAGGAAAAUUACUUUGUCUGACUGUUGGUCAACUCUAAUAGUAGGGACAACACUGUCUGACUGUUGCUGUCAAACUCUAAUAGUAGGAAAACAUGUCUGAUGUUGUAGGUGUAGCUCUAAUAGUAGGGAAAAAACUGUCGACUGUUGUCAGCUUAAUCUAAUAGUAGGGAAAACACUGUCUGACUGUUGUAGCUAUAAUAGAGGGAAAACACAUGGCUGACUGUUGUCCAGCACUAUAGUGGGAAAACCACUGUUAUGACUGUUGUCAGCUCUCUAAUAGUAGGGAAAACAACUGUCUGACUGUUGCAGCUCUAAUAAUAGGGGAAAACUGGUUCUGACUGUUGUCAGCUCUAUAGUAGGGAAAACACUGUCUGCUUGUUGUCAACUCUAAUAGUACUUAGUAGGGAAAACACUGUCUGACUGUUGUGUAGCUCUGAAUAGAGGGAGGAAAACACGUCGGAUGUGUGUCAGCUAAUAAUAGUAGGGAAAACAAUGUCUGACUGUGUAAGCUCUAAUAGUAGGGAAAACCACUGUCUGGACUGUGGCAGCACUAAUAGUAGGGAAAACACUGUCUGACUGUUGUCAGCUCUAAUAGUAGGGAAAACACUGUCUGACUCUGUGUCAGCUCUAAAUAGGUAGGGAAAACAUGUCUGACUGUUUCAGCCUUUAAUAGUAGGAAAAACAACGGGCUGGCUGUUGCAGAUAUAAUAGUAGGGAAAACAUGUUCUGACUGUUCAGCUCUAAUAGUAGGGAAAACACUGUAGGAAUGUUGUAGCUCUAAAUAGUAGGGAAAACACUGUCUGACUGUUGGUCACUCUAAUAGUAGGGAAAACAGCUGUCUGAUCUGUUGUCAGCUCUAAUAGUAGGGAGACAACAACUGUCUGACUGUUUGUCAGCUCUCAUAGUAGGGGAAAACACUGUCUGAAUGUGUCGCCUAAUCGUAGGGAAAACACUGUAGGCCUGUUGUCAGCUCUAAUAGUAGGGAAAACACUGUCGGACUGUUGUAGCUUAUAGUAGGGAAAACACUGUCUGACUGUUGUCAGUUUAAUAGUAGGGAAAACACUGUCUGACUGUUGUCAGCUCUAAUAGUAGGGGGAAACACUGUUGACUGUUGUCAGCUAUAAUAGUAGGAAAACCACUGUUCUGAUGUUUGUCCAGUCUAAUGUAGGGAAAACACGGUCUGAAUGUUGUCAGUUUUAAUAGUAGGGAAAACACUGCGAUGUGUCAGCUCAAUAUAGGAAAACCAUGUCUGAAUGUUGUGUCAGCUCUAAUAGUAGGGAAAAAAAAAAAAAAACCACUGUCGACUUGUUUGUCAACUCUAAUAGUAGGGAAAACACUGGCUGGACUGUUGUCAGCUCUAAUAGUAGGGAAAACCCUGUCCGAUGGGGUCGGCUCUAAUAGUAGGGAAAAACACGGUCGAUGUUGUCAGCUCAAUAGUAGGGAAGAAAACACUGUCGACUGUUGUCAGCUCUAAUAGUAGGGAAAACACUGGUUCUGACUGUUGUCUCUAUAAUAGUCGGGAAAACACUGUCUGACUGUUGUUUGCUUAAUAGUAGGGGGGGAAAACACUGUCGACUGUUGUCAGCCUCAAUAGUAGGGAAGAAACACUGUUGGUUUUGUCAGCUUAAUAGUAGGGAACAACACUUGCUGGCUGUGUCUUCUCUAAUAGUGGGGAAACACUGUAGACUGUUGGUCAGCUAAUAGUAGGGAAAACACUGUGACGUUGUCAGCUAUAAUAGUAGGGAAAAACACUGUCUGACCGUUGUCAGCUCUAAUGUGGGAAAACACGGUCUUGACUGUUGUCUGCUUAAUAGUAGGGAAAACACGUUCGACUGUUGUCUUCUAUAAUAGUAGGGAAAACACUGUCUGACUGUUGUCAGCUCUAAUAGUAGGGAAAACACUGUGGCUGUGUCAGCUCUAGUAUUAGGGAAAACACUGUCCACUGACUGUUGUUUCUAAAAGUAGGGGAAGGAAAACACUGUCGACUGUGUCAGCCUUAAUAGUAGGAAAACAUGUCUGACGUGUUUCAGCUCUAAUAGUAGGGCAAACACAGUUGACUGUUGUCGCUCUAAAGUAGGGAAAACACUCUGUAUGAAUGUUGUCAGGCGCUAAUAGUAGGGAAAAACACUGUCUGAUUGUGUCAGCUUAAUAGUAGGGAAAACAUGUUGACUGUUUGUGUCAGUUAAUAGUAGGGAAACCUGUCUGAUGUUGUCAGCUCUAAUAGUGGGAAAAACACGUUCUGCUGUUGUCAGCUAUAAUGUAGGGAAAACACUGUCUGAAUGUUUUCCAGCUUAAUAGUAGGGAACACAUGUCUGAUGUUUGUCAGCUCUUAAUAGUAGGGAAAAACACUGUUGAUGUCCGCUCUAAUAGGUAGGGAAACACUGUCUGACUGUUUGUCAGCUUAAUAGUAGGGAAAACACUGUUGACUGUUGUCAGCUCUAAUAGUAGCGGAGGAAAACACUGUCUGAUGUUUGUGUCAGCUUAAUAGUAGGGCAAAACACUGUCGACACUGUUUGUGUCAGCUAAUAGUAGGGAAAACACUGUUGAAUGUUUGUUGUCAGCUAUAAUAGUAGGGAAAAACACUGUCUGACGUGUGUGUCAGCUCUAAUAGUAGGGGGGGAAAAAACACUGUCUGACUGUUGUCUGCUUAAUGUAGGGAAAAACACUGUAUGACUGUUGUCUCUCUAAUAGUAGGACAAAAAAAAAAAAAAAAACAAUGUUGACUGGUUGUCAGCUCAAUAGUAGGGACAAACACUUUGUCUACAGUUUUGUUGUCAGCUCUUAGUAGGAAAACAACUGUCUGACUGUUGUCCGCUCUAAUAGUAGGGAAACCACGUCGACUGUCAGCUCUAAUAGUAGGGAACCACUGUCUGACUUUGUCAGCUUAAUAGUAGGGAAAAACUGUUGACUGUUGUAGCUCUAAUAGUAGGAAACAUGUCUGACUGUUUGUCAGCUCUAAAGUAGGGAAACCACUGUGACGUUUGUGUCAGCUUCUAAUAGUUAGGGAAAACACUGUCGACUGUUUGUUCAGCUCUACUAGUAGGGAAAAACACUGUCUGACUGUUGUGUCAGCUCUAAUAGUAGGGAACACCUGUCUGACUGUUUCUUUGUGUCAGCUCUAAUAGUAGGGAAAACACUGUCUGACUGUUGUCAGCUCUAAUAGUAUGGGAAAACACGUCUGGACUGUGGCGCUCUAAUAGUAGGGAAAACACGGCUGACGUUGGGUCAGCUCAAUAGUAGGGAAAACAAUGGUCUGACUGUUGUCAGCUCUCAUAGUAUGGAAAACACAUGUUGACUGUUGUCAGCUCUAAAUAGUAGGAAACCACUGUCGGACUGUUGUCAGCUCUAAUUAGUAUGGGAAAACACUGUCUGACUGCAAGCUUAAUAGUAGGGAAAAAACCACUGUAUGACUGUUGCAGCUCUAAUAGUAGGGGAAAACAUGUCUGACGUUGUCAGCUCUAGUAGAGGGAAAACACUGUCUGACUGUGUUGUUUCACUCUACUAGUAGGGAAAACACUGUCUGACAUGUUGGUCAGCUCUAAUAGUAGGGAAAAAAGGAAACACUGUCUGACUGUCAGCUAUAAUGAGGUGAAAAACACUGUCUGACUGUAUGUCAGCUCUAAUAGUAGGGAGGAAAAUACUAUGUCUGACUGUUGUCCAGCUCUAAUAGUAGGGAAACACUGUCGAAGUUCAGCUUCUAAUAGUAGGGAAAACCACGUCUGACUGUUGUCAGCUCUAUAGUAGGGAAAACACGGUCUGACUGUUGGUCAGCUCUCAUAGUAGGGAAAACACUGUCUGACUGUUGUGUCAGCUUACUAGUAUGGAAAACACUGUCUGACUGUGUGUCAGCUCUAAUAGUAGGGAAAACACUGUCUGACUGUUGUCAGCUCUAAUAGUUAGGGAAAAACAUGUCUGGUGUUGUCAGCUCAAGAGUAGGGGGGGGGUGGGGAAAACAUGUCUGACUGUUUGUCAGCUCUAAUAGUAGGGACAACAAUAUGUUGACUGUUGUCAGCGAUAUAGUAGGGGGGGGAAACACUGUCUGACUGUGUCAGCUCUAAUAGUAGGGGAAAACACUGUCUGACUGUCAGCUCUAAUAGUAGGGAAAAAACUGUCUGACUGUUGUCAGCUCUCGUUAUUGUUUUUGGUUAUUGUUACUAGUUGCAGGUGCUCGGGAUAUUUGUUGUGCUUGCUUGACCCGUUGACCAACCCAGGGGUUGGUGUGGGUUUUUUUUUGCAAGGGACCGAAUGAUGAUGUGGAAAAUCACCACAGAGACACCAUGUCUCACUACGACGUCGGGGUGCUGGGAGGUGGGAGGAGGCAUGCGGACUGA
Coregonus sp. 'balchen' is the source of this 10216-nucleotide messenger RNA. The record is from the annotation of a GenBank genome assembly. Lineage: Eukaryota; Metazoa; Chordata; Actinopteri; Salmoniformes; Salmonidae.